GCCAGCACUGAGCACUCCCAACAAGAGCUGCGUGUCAUUCAACUCAUGGCCAACCUGCUGCCAUAAAAAAAGUAACACUUAUUUUAUAUACUUUUACAACGCACAAAUCUGUCUAUGUUUGACCUUUAACAACUAAUGUAAGUUUAUUUUUCCUUUAAACACUCCUAACUUGCUUGAAGAACAAAACAGCUGGAGGGUUUUAGUGCAGCUUUACGGAAGCCGGUGUUACUUUGUUAAACAUGGCUGACGACUUUGGCUUUUCGGCCUCCGACAACGGAGUUCAUGCAGAAGAAGAUCCGGCCGCGGCGUUUCUGGCCCAGCAGGAGAACGAGAUCGCCGUGCUCGAGAACGAGAUCGCCGUGCUCGAGAACGACAGCGCCGGGUUCGGUGCACUGGAGGACGGCGGACCUCCGCCCGCGAGCACCUACACGUCGUUCGGAGGUGACUUUGGAGACGAACCAGCUACUGCUGUAAACGGAGAUAUGUUUCAGGACACCAACGGCACAACUGACAGCUACUCAGCGAUUGCCCAAGUCGACAUGCAGAGACAAGAACCUGAGAGCCUGCGCAAAUGGAGGGAGGAACAAAAGGCUCGUCUGGAGGAAUUAGAUGCAGCCUCUAAAGCAGCUGAGGCUGUGUGGAGGGAAAAGGCCCGAAAGGAACUAGAUGACUGGCAUGUACACCAGAAUGAACAGAUGGAGAAGAAUAAAGCCAACAACAGGAUCGCUGAUAAGGCUUUCUACAAACAGCCCAACUCUGAUGCCAUAGGCUUUGUAGUGUCAGAGGAGGCCUUCCUCAAGGAGUGCGAUGAUGACAGUCCUGGAACAGAAUGGGAGAAAGUGGCUCGUCUAUGCGACUUUAACCCCAAAACCAGCCGUCAGACUAAAGACGUCUCUCGGAUGCGCUCCGUUCUUAUUUCUCUAAAACAGACGCCUCUGGUUCGCUAACGUAACUCCCUCUGGUAUUUCCUAGGCUUUCUUUCUGAUCCCUCUUGCACUUUAUUUUAGUGAGGCUGAACACUUUAACAGAUUUAAGCUUUUAUGUUUUUCAAAAGGGUCAUUGAAUGUGUACGCUUUACUGUAUUUAAACUUCCUAUUUAUGUACCCUGGUCUUCGGCUGUUCCAUAUGUUAAAGAACAUAUUGUAAGUGUGCCUCGAUCCAUUGAAAACAAGUCAAGUUUUUCCCUUAAUCCCAAGCUACAUGAAAGGCGGCAGAUGUAGCCAAAAGUAUUUUGGUUAGCUUGCGAGUUAUUUUUGUGAUUGUCACGACGUUUGCAGAGCCCACAAACCAUUAGACAGCAUUAAUUCACUGGAACCAAUAAGUGUCUUUAUUGCCUCGUUACACAGGAAAUGGAAGUGUUUGGUUACAUUCUACACAUGAACACAGUUUAGUUACCAUCUCUCACCCUAUAUAGUA
Sinocyclocheilus rhinocerous is the source of this 1416-nucleotide messenger RNA. RefSeq names its product clathrin light chain B-like. NCBI's taxonomy places the organism in Eukaryota, Metazoa, Chordata, Actinopteri, Cypriniformes, Cyprinidae. Gene Ontology annotation, molecular function: structural molecule activity; clathrin heavy chain binding. Gene Ontology annotation, cellular component: postsynaptic endocytic zone cytoplasmic component; synaptic vesicle membrane; plasma membrane. Gene Ontology annotation, biological process: clathrin-dependent endocytosis; intracellular protein transport. The transcript is spliced from 6 exons. The coding region runs from base 240 to 947 and encodes 235 amino acids. The record is from RefSeq and is a predicted model, not a curated record.